Messenger RNA from Labeo rohita (rohu), 2102 nucleotides. It is a transcript of the gene mpped2a, whose product is annotated as metallophosphoesterase domain containing 2a. The record is from RefSeq and is a predicted model, not a curated record. Bases 274 to 1236 code for a protein of 320 amino acids. Gene Ontology annotation, molecular function: hydrolase activity. The transcript has 7 exons. NCBI's taxonomy places the organism in Eukaryota, Metazoa, Chordata, Actinopteri, Cypriniformes, Cyprinidae.
CCGCUUUUCCCGCGUCUCGCCGCCAGCUCGCCGGAGGGUCUCCCAGGGUCGAGGGUCCUGCCCCUGCCCGGCUCCGAGUGCCACCUCUUCGGCUACCGACAUCUGCAUUCCCCGGCGUGCAUGGAGCAACAUCUCUAGAGAUAGUAUCUCGUCCUCUAUCUCGGCGCUAUCAAGGGUUCUUUUCCUCGUUUAAGUGGUGGUUCUGAAGGAUGCUGACUGCGUGGGUCGCUCCAGGGUCCUGGUGAAGUGUCUCAUGUGCCACGUGGAGAAAGAAUGGCCCACGGUAUGCCGUCACAAGGCAAAGUGACCAUCUCGGUGGACGAGUACAGCUCCAACCCCACGCAGGCCUUCACCCACUACAACAUUAACCAGAGCCGCUUUCAACCGCCACACGUGCACAUGGUGGACCCCAUCUCGUACGACACUCCCAAGCCGGGUGGCCACACGCGUUUUGUGUGCGUGUCGGACACACACUCACGGACAGAUGGCAUCCAGAUGCCUUACGGGGACGUUCUCCUACACACGGGGGACUUCACCGAGCUGGGCCUGCCCUCGGAGGUCAAGAAGUUUAACGACUGGUUAGGCGGCCUGCCGUACGAGUUUAAAGUGGUGAUCGCGGGGAAUCACGAGCUCACCUUCGAUAAGGAUUUCAUGACGGAGCUGGUCAAGCAGGAUUACUAUCGCUUUCCCUCCGUGUCCAAGUUGAAACCCGAGGACUUUGACAAUGUUCAGUCUCUCCUGACAAACUGUGUUUACCUGCAGGACUCUGACGUCACCGUCAAGGGCUUUCGAAUAUACGGCACACCAUGGACGCCGUGGUUUAAUGGCUGGGGUUUUAACCUGCCCAGGGGACAGUCCCUGCUCGAUAAGUGGAACCUCAUCCCGGAGGGCAUUGAUAUUCUCAUGACCCACGGGCCGCCCCUCGGUUUUAGGGACUGGGUACCGAAGGAGCUGCAAAGAGUUGGGUGUGUUGAGCUGUUAAACACAGUCCAGAGGAGAGUCCGGCCCAAACUCCACGUCUUCGGAGGAAUUCAUGAAGGUUACGGCAUUAUGACAGACGGGUACACGACAUUCAUCAACGCCUCUACCUGUACAGUCAGCUUUCAACCCACCAACCCUCCCAUCGUGUUCGACCUCCCGAACCCCCCCCAGCUCUUGAGACGCCCGCGAGCGUCGCCAUACUCUCCUCUCCUCCUUAUGUUUUCUAACAAUACUUUGAACGAAAAAAAUAGUUGAAUGUUCCUUUUAAAAUCGCCAGUCUUUUGCUAAAAGAUUCAGUGGAAGUUUCCGAUGACGGACGGGGUCACGCAGGUGUCGCGUACAGAAGUGGUGAACAAUCUUAUGAAAAGAUCGGAUGAAAUCUGUAAGAUAAUAAGCUUUGUGAAUUUGUAAAAUUGCGUCUCUUUUUUGUCAAUAUUGGAAGUAUGUUGGUAUGGGAUGCCAUUGUUCAUUUUGUAUAUUCUUUUUCAGGAUAAUUAAGCUUUCUUUUAGCUGACAGGGAUAAUGCCUUAAACUAGCUUUAAGUUCCCCCGGCUGGAGCCCCCUUCUUUCUGCUAGCGAAGAGAAAGCGUCCUAUUUAUUGUUUUUAUCCAAAACUAAAGGGGAUUUCUCUCUUUUUUUGCAUUCAAAGAACACUUUCUUACAAGCGCAGGGAAGACAUGGAUGCAUUUUAACUCAUGUAUAUUCUGGAGCGCCUCACUCUGCAUAGAAAUUGGAAAAUGUCUUAAAAUAUGACUAUAUCUAUAUGUAUGUGUGUACGCUGUAAAAUCUCUAACUAAAAUUGUGUUUGUUCUAAGCCUCUUGAAGAAUAUCAUUUUGCCUGUAAGUGAUGAUGACUUAAAUGUGCAUAAGCGCACACAUGCUCUUUUCUGUUUUCAUGAAAUGUUCCUCUGAAGCUCAUUCAGUGUUGCCUACUUUAUGGCAUAUUGUUCCAUACAAUAAACGAGUAUUCGAGUUGAAAUUAUUUUAAUGUACAAUCUCAAAGGUUGUAUUUUUGUUCUUCGAACCUGACAAAACCAGGUUUAGUUGUCCUUUGAUAUCUCGCUUAUGAUAGUUUUUGUUUUUCUCUUCUUCUUUUUUUUGUUAUUUUGCACUGUGUAAAU